AGCAGAAACGGAACUAGAUUUUACCGUCUAACAACAAAAUAGCAGUUUUAGGUCAAUGUUACUGUGAGUGACAAGUGAGUACCUGUUAGUGUCACACACGUUACUAAAAGACCACAACCAGUUCCUGGAGUAUUCAGCUUAUUUACAUGUGACCAAGAAGACAACUGAGAAAAACCAAACCUCAGAGAUCUACAUACCGACUGGGGAGGAACCAAUGGAGUUUGAUGAAGUUGCAGUUUAUUUCACGGAGGAGGAGUGGGGCUGUUUAACUGAAGAACAAAAAGAGCUUUAUAAGGAUGUGAUGAUGGAGAAUUACCAGACCCUCAGGUCUCUAGGAUAUGUCCCUGAGAGACCUUUACUUGUUACACAGAUUGAGCAUAGAGAGGAGCCGUACGUGAGCAGUUUUCCUAAUACCAGAGGUGAAUUCGCAAACAGCAGUGAUCCUCAUGGCCCGGCUCCAAAUGCUUCUUCCAGUCUUCUCCAAAAUCAAAGAAACCACAUAGGAAAUGUAUGUUCUGAACGUGGGAAAUGUUUCACAGAGAAAUCACAUCUUUUUCACCAAAUAAAAAUUUACACAGGAGAUAAAUCAUUUUCAUGUUCUGACUGUGGAAAAUGUUUUACUCAGAAAUUAGAUCUUACUGCGCAUCAGAUAAUUCAUACAGGAGAGAGCGCAUUUUCAUGUUCUGACUGUGGAAAAUGUUUUACUCAGAAAUUAGAUCUUACUGCGCAUCAGAUAAUUCAUACAGGAGAGAAAGCUUUUUCAUGUUCUGACUGUGAGAAAUGUUUUACUACAAAAGCGGUUCUUAUUAGGCAUCACAAAAUUCACACUGGAGAAAAGCCAUUUUCGUGUUCUGUCUGUGGGAAAUGUUUUGCUCGGAAAUCCAUUCUUAUUAAGCAUCACAAAAUUCACACAGGAGAAAAAGCAUUUUCAUGUUCUGACUGUGGGAAAUGUUUUACUCAUAAAUCAUAUCUUAUUAGGCAUCAGAAUAUUCACACAGGAGAAAAAGCAUUUUCAUGUUCUGAAUGUGGGAAAUGUUUUACUCAGAAAUCAACUCUUACUGCGCAUCAGAUAAUUCAUACAGGAGAGAGCGCAUUUUCAUGUUAUGACUGUGGGAAAUGUUUUACUCGGAAAUCAUAUCUUAUUAGGCAUCAGAAAAUUCACAAGGGAGAAAAACCAUUUUCAUGUUCCGACUGUGGGAAAUGUUUUAAUAGUAAAUCAUAUCUUAUUAGGCAUCACAAAAUUCACACAGGAGAAAAAGCAUUUUCAUGUUCUGACUGUGGGAAAUGUUUUAUUUGCAAAUCAGAUCUUAUUAUGCAUCACAAAACUCAUACAGGAGAGAAAGCAUUUUCAUGUUCUGAAUGUGGGAAAUGCUUUACUCAGAAAUCACAUCUUAUUAGGCAUCACAGAGUUCACACAGGGGAAAAGCCAUUUUCAUGUUCUAACUGUGGGAAAUGUUUUACUCAGAAAGCAUCUCUUAUUGCACACCAGAAAAGUAAGCAUUUUCAUGUUCUGACUGUCGGAAGUGUUUUACUCUGAUAUCACAUCUUAUC
Molecule: messenger RNA, 1551 nt
Organism: Bombina bombina (fire-bellied toad)
Lineage: Eukaryota; Metazoa; Chordata; Amphibia; Anura; Bombinatoridae
Product: oocyte zinc finger protein XlCOF6.1-like
Exons: 5
Coding region: 215-1537 (440 amino acids)
Biological process (GO): central nervous system development; regulation of transcription by RNA polymerase II
Cellular component (GO): nucleus
Molecular function (GO): RNA polymerase II cis-regulatory region sequence-specific DNA binding; DNA-binding transcription factor activity, RNA polymerase II-specific
Source: RefSeq, a predicted model, not a curated record